CCAUCAUCACGUGCAAGCAUCAAAAUCUAGUGCACUACAGCACUCCUAAUACUAAGCUGAAUUUAUCUGUCACCACUAUUUCCGAAGCCCUCCGGCUCCGUCAGUGGCAGUACUGACCUCGUCUGACUGUGGUUUUGAAUGUAGUAAGUUUGUAAUUCAAAGUCCAUUCUCCGCCCCACAUCUUGGCGAAGUUCCACAGACGUUUUGCAUGAAAGUGAAUGAUGGUUAGUUGCAAAGGCACGGCGCGUUCCUUACGACAUAUUACAUAUAUUAACUGGUGUAAACAGAAAGGGAGGGUUUUAAGCUAAAUUUGUAUUCUGUAGGUUACAGGCAACCAGGGCUGUUGGAAGAAUGGCUUUUUCCGGUCUUAGAGAUUGCAAGGCUUGGCUGGAUUCAGGGUUAGAGCUAACCACUCACAGCAAUGAAGCCUGUAAAAUGUAUGAUGCUGCUGUGCGCCAGUAUACAACUUGGCACAAUGAUGCAACUCUUGGAGGACUAGAAGGAUGUAUCUCCAGAAUAAAAGAAGCUGAUCCUAACUUUGUGAUGGGCCAUGUGUUUGAGAAUGGUUUGAAGCUCAUUGGUACUGGACAUUCUGUGCUGUUAGAUGAGGAAUUUGCUAGAUCCAUAAAGUCAACUAUUGAACUUGCUAAAAAACAGUCCAUCACAAAGCGAGAACGUCUGCAUGUGUCUGCAGUGGACCUGUUCUCAAGAGGAUCUCUUCCAGAAGCGUGUAGUUUGUGGGAAAGCAUUCUUUUGGAUCACCCAACUGACUUGGUGGCUCUUAAAUUUCUUCAUGACACUUAUUUUUACUUAGGAUGGCAGCAGCAGAUGAGAGACUCCAUUGUCCGAGUGCUUCCACACUGGAAACCAGAAAUUCCUCUUUAUAGUAACGUAAAAGGAAUGCUGUCCUUUGGACUGGUGGAGACAAAUUUUUAUGACCAGGCCGAAAAAGUUGCUAAAGAGGCUCUGGCAAUGAAUCCAUUGGAUGCCUGGUCUGUACAUGCUGUAGCACACGUGCAUGAAAUGAAAGCAGAAGUGGAGAAAGGAUUAGUAUUUAUGGAAUCAACUGAAAAUGAUUGGAAGGAUAGUGACAUGCUUGCUUGCCAUAAUUAUUGGCACUGGGCCCUGUAUUUUAUUGAAAAGGGGGAAUACGAGACUGCUCUGAGCAUAUACGAUAACCAUAUCUCCUCUGGUUGUUUCAAAUCUGGAACUAUGUUGGAUGUAGUUGACACGUGUUCUAUGUUAUAUAGACUUCAGAUGGAGGGUGUAAAUGUUGGUAAUCGCUGGAAGAAACUUGUGAAAGUCACUAAACAACACAUCAGAGACCAUCUGCUUGUUUUUAAUGAUCUUCACAUUCUGAUGUCACUUUUGGGCUCUAAGGAUAAAGAAUCAUGUGAUCAGCUUAUUGGAACACUGAAAGAACACUUAAGGGAACCAGGAGAAAACCAUCAAUUUACGAUUGCUAAGCAGUUUGGGAUCCAUCUAUAUGAAGCAUUUAUAGCAUAUGAGGAGGGAAAUUACAGCGAGGCAGUUGAAUUGCUUUACCCAAUUCGCUAUGACAUUGUCAAAAUAGGAGGAAGCAAUGCCCAGAGGGAUGUUUUCAAUCAGUUGCUGAUUCAUUCUGCUUUGAAUUCUGUGAAUAAAGAGCAUCACAAAAUUGCUAGGUGCCUCUUGAUGGAGCGAGACAUACUGAGGCCAAACUCUCCUCUGACAAAAAGACUGAUCCAGAGGGCAACUGCCAUACAUGGUGUUGCUUAGACUUCGCCUUGUCUUCAUCGGUUGUUAGAUAUUAGAAAAUCACCUAGGAUUGUUUUUACAAAAAAGUCAUAUAUCUGCUGAAUGUUUUAAAGUACAGUGUUAUCUACAUUACAGUGCUAUUGUACCCAAAUAAAGAAAGCUUUAUCUGCUGAUUAUCCAGUGAGGGGCACUUCCCCUGCUGGGUGGUACUUCCUCUUGCAUUUUGUGUCAGGGAAGAUUACUUGUGGAAUUAAUCAUUAUAGUAGUGCUUGAACAUGAUACAAACUGCUGUCUUACUAUAUUGUGUGGUUUAAUAACAUGAUUGCUAGGAGCCAAGUGUUUGUGAUACAAUUUUGUAUACAUCUACAACAAAUGACACAUUUCUGAUUAUGUGAAUAUGAAACUCAUAUUAAAACUCUAUACUGAA
Protopterus annectens (West African lungfish) is the source of this 2164-nucleotide messenger RNA. RefSeq names its product tetratricopeptide repeat domain 38 (gene TTC38). The coding region runs from base 352 to 1758 and encodes 468 amino acids. Gene Ontology annotation, molecular function: protein binding. Lineage: Eukaryota; Metazoa; Chordata; Ceratodontiformes; Protopteridae. The transcript is spliced from 14 exons. The record is from RefSeq and is a predicted model, not a curated record.